UCGACGAUUGACAAUUUCCUGAUGGGAGGUGCUGCUUAUCGCUCCCCGCAGCCUGCAGGGGCCCGCGGCUCUGAGGGCCGCGCUCAGUCCGGAGCUGCGCGCACGCGAUGGAGUGAAGAGAGAGAGAGAGAGAGAGAGAGAGAGAGAGAGAUACUAUCACACCUGAAACCACACGACGGCUCCAAACAAGUCACUUUCCACCGACGCACGGUCCAGUCUCCGGACGCCCAGAUCUCCAGGCAUGAUUCAGAGGAACGAGGUGGUGCUGUCUGUGUUGCGAGAGCUCCAGGAGGCCACGGAGAGCUCCGGUCUGGAUGCCCUGACCCGAGUGGCCCUGGAAGUGGACCGGGUCCUCGCUCCCUUCCAGCUCCCCAGGACCCCCUGUCAGGAUUUCCCCGGGUGGGCCGGCGUGGACGACUCCGCUCAUGGCCUGUACCCAGCCGAUGCACCCGUAGACCUCUUGCCUCUAAACUGCAAGGGAGAGGGCAACCUGCUGUUCGAUGCAGUCAGCAUGCUGUUGGUGGGCAACACGGCCCUUAGCUUGGAGCUACAAGUGCGCACUGUAGUAGAAAUGAUGCUGUGGAAGCGAUACUACCUGUCCGGGAUGAUUGAUUCCAAAAUGAUGCUUCAAGCAGUUCGCUUCAGUCUGUCCGCCGAGGAGUCUGAGGACAUGCUCAACUUGCCUGUCACAGUCCUGGAGGCCAUCUUUGAUGCGGAUGUCAAAGCGUCCUGCUUCCCCGGCUCCUACGCCAACAUGUGGCACGUGUACGCCCUGUCAUCCGUCCUUCAGUUGAACAUCUACUCCAUCUACCCGAUGUUCAACCCCAAGAUCCGACCCUAUUUCCACCGAGUCAUACGUCCAAGGACCUGGCCCGAUGACUUGGAGCCACAAACCCUCCACAUCAUGUGGUCUGGCGAGCUGCAGUCUGACGCCCUGUUCAGGCCGAAUAAUUUUGUUGCGCUGGCCCCGACAAGAGACCCCACGUUUGGAAAUACCGACAGUGAGCAGAGGGCGUCUCCAACAAAGUCAGAGGAGCUGCUCAGCCAGGACUCGCAGCUUUCUUACUCGAGCCUGAGGGACAAGUACAACAUUACCAAGAGAACCUUCUACCGCUGGAAACGGCAGACACAGGAGCACUGCAAAAAGUCUGCGGCCAGGUAUGAGGCAAAGUAUUUCCUGCAGGCCACCUACUUGGAGGGGAGGCUCAUUCCUCUGCACCAGUUUAAGGAGUUUUUCCCUGAGAUCUCAAGGUCGUCUUACUAUAACUGGAAGCACGAGCUCGUGAAAUCCGGAGGAAACUUCUUCACCUCGCUUUCAACUGGAGAGAUUAGUCCUGGAGAGAGCACGGAGCAGGAGGACUGGUCUUCGCCUGAAGCGAAGCAGGAUGAGCCGGACCACCACGACAGUGUGGCAAGUAUGUUUGGCCUCAGCCUCGGCAAGUUGGAUGUAGAGCGGGCCCAGAAUGUAGCGCACAUGCAGGAAGCUAAGCGCUGUCUGCAGAAUUGCAUCGCCGUCAAUGCCUCCCUCCCCUUCAGGGUCUUCAAACGAAAUUUCCCGGGGAUCUCCAGAUCGACCUACUACAACUGGAGGAGAGAGGCCAUGAUGUUCAACAGGGGAUACAAAGGCAGCGUCGGCAGCAGUGAGGAUAGCUCCGAUGCUGACAAGAGCCAAAGUCCAAAGAGUCUGUCGCCAGUCCUGCCCACCAUCAACCAGCCCGCAACACCCAGAAUGAGGAUCUACAGGCAAACGCAUAGAAGUUUCAGGCUGGCAUACAUGAGCAAGAAACAGCUCCGAGAUGCUGCGAAGCUGCAUGUCCAGAAAUCCAAAUGGUCCCUGACAAAGUUCAAGCUCAAGUUCCCCUCCAUGUCCCCUUGUUUCUACUGGCUGUGGCGUAGCAGGCAGAAGCAGAAGAAAAAGAUGGUCGCCCAGCAUGUCGAGGCCCUCCCGGAGCAGCCGGAGAGCACAGCAGCAGAAAACAAGAUCGUGGAAAGGAGCGCGGAGAGUCAGUCUAUGCUCCCAUUUGUGGCGAGGCCUAGAUAUCCAGAAAGCGCCACCGUGCCCUCUUUUGACGACAAACAUCUAAAGCACACCCCUCACGCCAGGGCACCAAUCGAUGAGCAGACGUUUGCAAUGGAUGUUGUAGCUCUGGCCAACUUCAAGGCCAAGGCCAAGCUGUUCCUGCAGCAACGCUUUGAGGAGAAGGCCUUCCCCACAUUCAAAGAAUUCCGGUCUUACUUCCCCUUCACUCCGCGCUCCACGUACUACAUGUGGAAGCGGGCUUUGCACCACGGGGUGUCACUGGUUCACGGAUGAAUGAAGCAACAUGUUAGCUCUGUUGAAGAAGUCCUCGGCCCCCAGAGGAACCUUUUCACCCCAUUGCCUCGUUUUAUUGCAAACAUACUACCUACACCUGUGUGAAAAGAAACUGAGCCGUGGGUCCAUUUAAACCCUGCAUGUUGCCCUCCAGGCAAAAGGCAGUUCAAAGCAGUUCUUUAGCUGUAUUGUGUGUGAAACUGUUUCUUCUCCACUGCAUUUGAAUUCCCUGCCAAGCCUUGUACUUGGGGCCCCUUGUACUAGGUGUCUAUGCUUUUUUUUUUUUUUUUUUGUUGAUGAUGCAUAUGGACCUGGAUCCUUGGCAGAUUAAUUUUUUUUGACUCUUUGAAUGUAAGGAGCAGCCAGUUGGUUUUUAAGACGUCGCGUUCUGACUUCCUCUGUAAACAUGGGAACUUGUCUUUUUUCAUAUUCCUCCUUUUUGUUGUUGAAUGCUCACCUCAGGGUUUCACUUGGUGCACUGAAGGUUACGGUGGCUGUAUCAAGGUUGUGGCAUUUUAAAAAGACCUCGUUUUUUUCUGGUUAUUAAAACUACAAACUGAGUUUUUUUUGUCUCACUGUGUUUGCACUAAAAUGGUUCUCUUUACACUGUGUGCAGACUGGUUAAGUUCCAAACACCUUUUUUUUCUUUCUUUUUUUGAAAAAAGUGACUUGAAAAAUGAAUAUAAAUGAAGAUAUUUUAUUUUUUUGUACCCUCCACUUCAAAACUACCUAUUUUCCUGAAAUAAUGAUGAAAUAAUUUGCUUGUAAUUAAUUUUUUUUUUUUUUGUGAAAACGAAGUUCCAUUCCACCUCUAUCCCCGCAGACCGAUGUGUUUUGUAGAAUGACCCCUGAGUGAUAGAUUUCAACCUACAUUUGUAGUUUGUGUAUUUAUUUUUCUUCUUCAUCUCAUGUGGGAAAUUGGUACUGUUGAUAUCAGCAGCCUGCAGAACGUUCAGUCAGUGGGCGUGGAGACGGUCUGUACUGGUUGGGACUCAAUAAACCAUCGAUCAGCGUCAACCCCUUGCCUCGUUUUUUGCUUAAUCAGUCUUCACAUGCAUCACUGCAGUUUUGAGGAAUGAAUACAUCUCUCCUCUCUGUCUAUAACGUACACCCCCAUUGACCAAUUGCUACAACCACCACAAUAUGUAAAACCAGUGCUGGCAGUAAGACGUGUCA
Molecule: messenger RNA, 3490 nt
Organism: Scophthalmus maximus (turbot)
Lineage: Eukaryota; Metazoa; Chordata; Actinopteri; Pleuronectiformes; Scophthalmidae
Gene: vrtn
Product: vertebrae development associated
Exons: 3
Coding region: 242-2314 (690 amino acids)
Biological process (GO): regulation of transcription by RNA polymerase II
Cellular component (GO): chromatin
Source: RefSeq, a predicted model, not a curated record